AUGGUUCGCAAGGCUGCAGAGAUCAAAAGACACACCGACCGCAACGAAUGGAAGUACCUCUUCUACGCGAUCAAAGCUGUCUACGGUCCGACUACCAAGGACAUUGCGCCUCUCCUUAGCGCCGACGGCAGUACCCUCCUCACUGACAAGUCACAAAUCCUACAGCGAUGGGUCGAGCACUUCCGAGGCGUCUACAAGGUCUACAGGCACGGCGGUCCCUAACUCAUGGAUCAUCUGACUUUGCUACUCCUGGAGGUGUUACGCCAUGGUGAAGUCCUGCAGGAUUUCAAGAACGUCACAGUCGUGCACCUAUACAGGCGAAAAGGAAACAAUCAACACUUCGACAAUCAUCAAGGCAUCUACUUGCUGAAUAUCACCGGGAAAAUCUUUGCUCGAAUCCUUCUUAACCGCCUGAAUAAUCACCUAGAACAGGGUCUUCUGCCGGAAAGCCAGUGCGGCUUCCACCGUCAUCGCGCUACCGUGGAUAUGAUAUUCGCCGCCCGUCAAAUUCAGGAGAAGUGCCAGGAGAUGCGGACCCACCUGUACUCUACCUGCAUGGAUCUAACGAAAGCCUUCAAUAGGGUAAAUCGUGAAGGAAUGUGGAAGAUCAUGCGGAAAUCCGACUGUUUCAAAAGAUUCAUUCAGAUAGUGCGUGAGCUCCAUGACGGAAUGAUGGCGCGCGUCCAGGACAACGGAACUGCUUCAGAGGCAUUUGAAGUGACCAACGGAGUGAAGUAGGGAUGCGUCCUAGUGUCCGCCCUUUCAGUCUUAUGUUCUCUGCCAUGCUGAUGGACGCCUACCGUGACGAACGUCCCGGAAUAUGCAUCGCCUACAGGACGGACGGCCACCUCCUCAAUAAACGGCGGAUGCACUUCCAAUCAAGCGUAUCCACAACCACACUUCACAAACUUCUCUUCGCCGACGACUGCGCACUCAACACCACCUCGGAAGAAGACAUGCAAAGGGACAUGCGCCUCUUCUCCGCCGCCUGCGGGAACUUCGGUCUGGUCAUCAACACGGAGAAGACAGUGGUCAUGCACCAACCGCCACCCAACACAGCCACCCCCUAA
Molecule: messenger RNA, 1070 nt
Organism: Spirometra erinaceieuropaei
Lineage: Eukaryota; Metazoa; Platyhelminthes; Cestoda; Diphyllobothriidea; Diphyllobothriidae
Source: the annotation of a GenBank genome assembly